CUUCUCUAAACCUUUCUAAUUAUCCAGAUCUAGGAAUGUCUUUCCAAACUCUUGCCAGAAAUGUAUUCCCUUAAUACUGUCAUCAUACCAGCAUACAUUACAGUCAUUCUUCCUGCUCAGCCUAACAUUCUUCUCCUUGCUGGCUAGUAGGAUUAACAGUAAUAGCCCUCUGUGUCUCUGGCUUAGUAAUUUAGGUGCUCAUCCUCACUCAUAACCUUUAUUAGAAUGAGUUUUUUUUACCUAAAAUACUCUGUGAUUCAAUUCAAAACCUAGGAGAUAAAAUGGGUUGGAUUGGCUUGAGUUAAGGCAAGUUUGAUUUACACUCACAGGUGUCUAUUGGCGAAACAGGAAUCGGACAUAUCAGCUAUGUGCAGUCUAUGAAGAGGAAAAUAUGAAGUGAUUGUGAGUAAUAAUUGCUUAGUCCACUAUAUUUCCUAGUAUCUUUGUCAAAGUUGUAGUAUGUCUGCAAACAUGCUUAUUUUUUAAGUUCUCAUGAUAAGAAUGAUGGUGUACUCAAGGAGUAUUUAAAAAACACUAGAAAUGGCUCUAAGUCCCACAUUCUUAAUUAACUGCUGAAGCAAUUACUACAGGUUGCUAUGAAGUUAGCAAAACAUUGUUACAUCUGAGGCAGCACUGCCAUCAUAAUUAGUAGACUAGUGAAGUUCUAGAUGAGAAUUCCUGUCACUACAGGCAGUGAUGGCUUCAGGCAAAGACACUUGUCCGAUCUUACCUAAACUCCCCAACAACUGUUGUGAUGAGAAUUCAGAUAAGCCUGCUAAUAAGUGUUGUGAGAUUCAUUUGCCACGGUUUUCCUUAAAGCAAGGGAUGAUCCCAAGAAGUUAUGUAAUGCCUUGGAAACAGAACAUGGAAUUCAGGAAUGUGAAUCUGAAGCACGCAGAAGCAUGUGGGAUCCAUGCUGGCCCUUUGGAAGACACUCUGUUUUUGGAUCACAGUGAAAGGCUUUGCCAUGGGGAAGAUCGUAAAGUUGUCUUGAAGAAAGGCCCGCCAGAAAUAAAAAUUGUAGAUAUGCCUCUGCAUUCACCUCUCUCCAAGUACCAAAGCACUGUGAUUUCCCACGGCUUCAGGAGGCGACUGAUCUGAUCAAAGAAUAAAAUAAUCAAGUAGUUCAGUC
This is a messenger RNA of Odocoileus virginianus texanus, 1132 nucleotides long. It is a transcript of the gene SPMIP10, whose product is annotated as sperm microtubule inner protein 10. The record is from RefSeq and is a predicted model, not a curated record. NCBI's taxonomy places the organism in Eukaryota, Metazoa, Chordata, Mammalia, Artiodactyla, Cervidae. Gene Ontology annotation, biological process: flagellated sperm motility.